AUGAAGUUCACCAUCGCCGCUGCAGCUACCACUCUCGCUCUUGCCACGGGCAUCAGCGCCCUCCCUGCCCCCGCUUCCCAAAUCACCAUUCGCAUCUUCAACGACCAAAGCGGUGCGAACGCCGAAGCCACCGUACCCGUCGACAACGUUCCGCGCAACGUGGUUGACCUCUUCCGCAGCACUGCCAUUGACAGCGCAGGCAACAUCUUCGGCACCUCGGCUCAGCUCACCAAGUUCUCGGAUACCAGCAAGUGUACCCUGGUCAAUGUCAAUGUGAGGGAUUGGAAGAUUGAGCUAGACGGACGCGCCAAGAACUUUGUGGAUCUAGAUGGAGAUAAAACCAAGGCGGUGCCGAUCUGGCUUGGUGGUUUCACCUUCCAGUGCUCUCAGGCUUAGAGGAUAGGGUCAGUCAGGAUCUGGGGGCAGAUUGGUGUUGCUUUGAAUUUUGUCACUCAUUCAUAAUUGCAUUGCAAACUUUCGCAUUGUAGGGGUUUGGUAGCGCUUGAGAUUUUGUUCGGAGUUAUACUUUUCACGCGGUAUUUGCACUAGACUAGACAUAUUUAAUUCAGUUACCCCUG
Molecule: messenger RNA, 578 nt
Organism: Cucurbitaria berberidis CBS 394.84
Lineage: Eukaryota; Fungi; Ascomycota; Dothideomycetes; Pleosporales; Cucurbitariaceae
Exons: 1
Coding region: 1-396 (131 amino acids)
Source: RefSeq, a predicted model, not a curated record